Molecule: messenger RNA, 3943 nt
Organism: Pseudonaja textilis
Lineage: Eukaryota; Metazoa; Chordata; Lepidosauria; Squamata; Elapidae
Gene: VIL1
Product: villin 1
Biological process (GO): regulation of lamellipodium morphogenesis; actin polymerization or depolymerization; actin filament severing
Cellular component (GO): lamellipodium; actin cytoskeleton; cytoplasm
Molecular function (GO): phosphatidylinositol-4,5-bisphosphate binding; actin filament binding
Source: RefSeq, a predicted model, not a curated record
CUCUGGAAGACAGGCAUUCCUGCCCUUAUAUGGCAAAGGCUGGUGGCGACAGAGGGAAGGAAGGAACAAAGGUUGCCCUGGCACUUCCUCUGUUCAGGCACAGUCUUUCUCCAAGGUGCUGCGUGCCCACUAAGCAGACAGCCCAGCCAAGCUACAAAGGAUUAGUCACCAUGCCGGAACUUAAUACCAAAGUCACCAAGACUCUGAACAAAACCACACCUGGACUUCAAAUAUGGAGAAUUGAGAACAUGGAGAUGGUGCCCAUACCACCCAAGACCUACGGGAGCUUCUAUGAAGGGGAUGCCUAUAUUGUGCUUUCGACAAAGAAGAUUCAGAAUACGUUCACCUAUGACAUCCAUUUCUGGCUGGGCAGUUCAUCAUCUCAGGAUGAACAAGGUGCAGCUGCCAUCUACACAACACAAAUGGAUGAGCACCUGGGUGGAGCUGCUGUACAGCACCGGGAGACUCAAAAUUAUGAGAGUGACACAUUUCGGAGUCACUUCAAGCAAGGCCUUGUCUAUAAGAAGGGUGGUGUGGCCUCAGGUAUGCAACACGUGGAAACCAACACUUACAACGUGCAACGGCUACUGCAUGUCAAGGGGAAGAAAAAUGUAGUGGCUGGAGAGGUGGAGAUGAACUGGAACAGCUUCAAUUUGGGAGAUGUCUUCCUGUUGGACUUGGGGAAGCUCAUCAUCCAGUGGAAUGGUCCUGAAAGCAACCGUUUGGAACGGCUGAAGGGCAUGAAUCUAGCCAAGGACAUUCGUGACCGAGAGCGUGGUGGCCGAGCACAGGUGGCUAUAGUGGAUGGUGAAAAUGAAGAUGCAUCUCCUGCACUCAUGAAAAUCAUGUUCUAUAUGCUUGGAGAGAAGAGAAACAUCCAACCGGCCAUUCCAGAUGCUGUAGUGGACCAAAAACUGAAAUCCUCUCUAAAGCUAUACCAUGUCUCCGAUGUAGAAGGGAAUCUACUUGUGCAGGAAGUUGCCAUCCAGCCCCUUACCCAAGACCUUCUGAAGCAUGAGGAUUGCUACAUCUUGGACCAAGGUGGUACGAAGAUCUUUGUGUGGAAGGGCAAACACUCCAGCAAGGAAGAGAAGCAGCAGGCCCUGUCAAGGGCUUUGGGUUUCAUCAAAGCAAAAAACUACCCACCUACCACUAGUGUGGAGACCGAAAAUGAUGGCUCUGAAUCAGCCGUUUUCAGGCAGCUGUUUCAGAAAUGGACCAUUCACAAUCAAACCACUGGCUUUGGGAAGACUCAUACAGUUGGAAAAAUAGCCAAGGUGGAGCAAGUGAAGUUUGAUGCCACAAGUUUGCAUGCCAGGCCAGAGUUGGCUGCCCAACACAAAAUGGUUGAUGAUGGUUCUGGAGAGACGCAGGUUUGGAGAAUUGAGAACUUAGAACUGGUGCCAGUGGAGGGUCGCAGCUUUGGGCAUUUCUACAGUGGUGACUGCUACCUUAUCCUCUACCAAUAUUUAGUUUAUAAUAAGAUACACUACAUCAUUUACAUAUGGCAGGGCCGUCAUGCCACCAAGGAUGAGAUUACUGCCUCUGCCUACCAAGCUGUCAUUCUGGACCAAACAUAUAAUGGUGAACCUGUGCAGGUGCGAGUGACCAUGGGCAAGGAACCUGCUCAUCUUAUGGCCAUUUUCAAAGGACGCAUGGUGGUGUAUGCGGGUGGUACUUCCCGAGCUGGUAAUACAGAACCAGAACCUCCCACCCGUCUUUUCCAAGUUCAUGGGACUAAUGAAUACAACACCAAGGCUUUGGAGGUGUCUCCCAGAGCUUCCUCCCUCAAUUCCAAUGAUGUCUUCAUUCUUAAAACCCAGAGUUGCUGUUACCUCUGGUACGGUAAGGGCUGCAGUGGGGACGAGCGAGAGAUGGCCAAGAGUGUUUCCGACCUGAUCUCCAGGACAGAGAAAGUUGUGGUAGCAGAAGGCCAGGAGCCUGCAGCAUUCUGGGUUGCACUAGGUGGGAAGUCUCAGUAUGCCAGCAACAAAAGAUUGCAAGAAGAAACUGUUUCGAUCACGCCUCGGCUCUUUGAGUGUUCCAAUAAGACAGGCAAGUUCCUUGCCACGGAGCUCACCAAUUUUACUCAGGAUGAUCUAGAACAAGAUGAUGUGUUCUUGCUGGAUGCCUGGGACCAGGUUUACUUCUGGAUUGGUAAAGAUGCAAACGAGGCUGAGAAAGAAGCAGCGGCUGUCACCGCCCAAGAAUACCUGCGGACUCACCCAGGCUGUCGGGACCCAGAAACUCCAAUUGUGAUUGUGAAACAGGGCAACGAACCUCCAACAUUCACUGGCUGGUUUGUAGCAUGGGAUCCUCUCAAAUGGACCGACAAGAAAACCUAUGAAGAACUGAAAGCUGAACUUGCCGAUGAGGACAGCCUUGACCAACUCACUUCUGAAAUCUUGGAAGGAAAAGAAAUAUUUACUGCCAAGACAACUUUUGGCAAGUUGUCAUUCUCUACAUACCCCUUGGAGAAAUUGGUGAAUGUCGCUCCAGAAGACCUUCCCAAGGACAUAGAUCCCAGCCGGAAGGAGCAAUACUUGUCAGAGGAUGAUUUUUUUCAGAUCUUUGGAAUGUCCCAACGGGAUUUUGCAGGACUGGCUUCAUGGAAACAAAUGUCUCUCAAGAAGGAAAAAGGACUUUUCUAAAUGGAAAUAUGCCUGCCAUUAUUUUCAGCCAUUGCAGACCUUAAUGUCAUUUUUGGUAAAAGCUUGAUAACGGAAGCAUUCAGAAUUUUCUACUAGCAGUUUUUCAAAGACAAAAGGGCUUCCUUUUUUUAAAAAAAAGUAUAGAUAAUCUUAGUGCAGACUCAGAACAGCUGCUUUAACAUACUUUCUUCCAGUUAUGAAGCUGCCCAAAACUAUGUUGGAAUCAUUUACUUUCUCAAUAGCCAAAUUCCAAUCUGACUUAGUGAUAAAGCUGGCAAAUGGGGCUGCCCUAAAACUUUAUUGUGGAACAGGUACAGGAAAGCAAUUGGUGGAUUUCCUGCUAGUGGAAGACAGAAAAAAAAAAGCCACCACCAUUUUUCCUAAAAGGAGGUUGAGCUGGGGUGGAUUUUGAAUGAGGCCCAUACAUUUUGCUAUCAAAACCUCACUUGUUGAAUGACAAUUUUCCAACUGCCUCUUUUUAUAGGGAACCCCUAUUUGCACCACAAGUCAGGUGUGCCAAUUCUCCACCCAUUGAUGAUUGCUCUUGUUUAUCUCCCUUUUGCACAUGCUGUAGCACUUUCUUUUGCAAUCUCUCAACUGCCUCUUUCUCACACUCCAGUUACUCUCAAUUAUUUUGUCCAAUCUGGGGAGACUCCCUGAGCGAAUCAGUGCUACUUUUCUGAUUCAACUGCCCUUGAAAGAUUUUCCUAUUUGGAAUUUUAAAAACACUUUGGACCAAAAUCGAUGCAAGGACAUUGCAAUCUUGUAACCUGGCCAGAAACGACUUAAAAAGCAGGUAAUUUAUGCUGCUUAAAAACACAGCUUUGCCAAUAGAAGUAAAUAUAACAGUCCAGGAGUAUUGACCCUCCAAGUCUGCCUUAAUCUGUUCUUAUCUAUGAUCAUAGCUGUCUACAUGAUUAUAGUUAGUUUUCAACUGCCAAUGAAGAAGAUGCCUCCAAAAUAGUCUUUGAGGUGACCCAUAAAACAGAAGGCAUUCCAGAUGGAACCACUGUUCUCUUAUGAAAUGUAUCCCAGUGCAAAUAAAUCUUCUUCAUAAAAACUGAGAAGCUAUCCUUGUUUGUAAACGGCAAGUUACCACACCACUAACUCACAGAAUUGAACAGAAUUGGGCCAUUUUAUCAUCAGGCCAUUGCCAUUGUAAAUAUAGUUUAAAGUUAACACUAUACCUAGUCCAUUUGGCAGAAAUAAUCUGUCCUCAAAGAAAAAGCAAACGGGAUUGACAUUUUGCAGCUUACAAUAGUAAUUUUACCUUCAGAGAAUGACAGCUAUUG